AGCAGCCCAGCUCGAAAACCGAUUCACACCAACCAACAGACGCUAAUCGCCGGGGCACCUUUGUUAUAGAAAAGCCAAGUGGGCCUGAAGACCUGGAAUCGUGCUCACCCACUAAGAAAGACACAAAUAUGGGACAGAAGCCAACGAAGACUACAACUUCGCCAUUGACUAGUCGCCUGCACUCCAUUACUAGUAGACAGCCUCAUGUACGUCUGAGACGUUCGUUGCCGUAUAUAGAUUCAAGACGAGCGCCACAAUAUCUUGCGUUAGGGUCCGAUCGGAUUGUGUCUGGAACGCAGUCAUCAUCGAACAAGACACCAACUAGAGCGUUAGCCUCUCAGCCUGUGGAGACAGAGUCGGAGCAUAUUGUGCCUGAAACUCAAGUGCAGGAGAAUAUUCAACAUGUGGACAACGCAGUCGGAUCAAUAACGCCGCCGCUUGCUGUUAGUUGUGGCAUCCAAACUUCGUGCAUACCGGAAAGUGUAGAUACUGCGAGUAAGAGCCGAGCUUUGGAGGAGAGUGACGUUGGGGUUGAGGAAAGUGCAUUUCCGCUCAACUUGGCGCCUGCCGUUGGCAACAAAACCAGGCGAAGUCUCCGGCAAAAGCAAGAUAAAAGCCAGGAGAAGACGACCCAGUUGCUUGAUCUUCAUCGUACGCGCAGGAAUGCUUCACCAGAGCGGCGUGUCCAGAGGACGAAUCAGCCUCCACUAAAUAAGCCAGUUCUGCAGGCCAUCAAUGGGGAAGAGUUUGCAGAGGAGCUUGCGCGUAUGACCAACAACGAGAUUCUCGAUUUGCGAAAACGAAACUCUCUGGGCAGAAUCCAUCACCAACAAGUGUUCACCAAGGAACAGCAGCUGGCUUUGGAGCAGAGCAUACAAAUGGAAAUGCUGCGUCGUAAUCUGAGCGGUCGGGGCGAUGGCUUGCCCAGCAAAGUGACUGCAACCAGUCCAGAAUUGACUGCUCAAAAGAACGUUAAUAAAUCCCCUCCACAACCAGAUUUGCCUAAGGAUUCGCUUCAGCUGCCACGACGAUCGCGCUCCAGGCUCCGAGGCAUACCCAUUACUACUGAGCUGCAAAACUAUCUGGAGCUGCCUACCACUAUUAGGAAGAGACUGAAGGAGAACGCCAAGAGCGAGACUAAGCGCAGUCUGUACACAAAGGGUGAUUCGGAUAUCGAGGAUGAUCGAUCGCAGCCCCUGCUGGCGCAACAUGGCGAAACCACUGACAGCAUAAAGAUAGCAUCUGCUCCACCGCUGAAUCUAGGCAACAGCAAGGGUGUCGAAGAUAUCCCUAUUGUGCCGCCCCCACCACUAUCCUUACGAUAUUCGCGCAAUUUACGAGAAAGUCAACUUCCGCCAAACGAUACUGCCGUAGCCGAGCAUGUUGAGAAUGUUGCUGCAGAGCAAAGUCAUAGCUCUUGCGCCAUGAUUAUAGAUGAUAUACAAAUUGUGCCGCCUCCACCAGAGUCCCUUCGGUACUCGCGUCAGGUACGCAGAUCCUCUUUGGAGCAGCAAGGGGAACAGGGCACAAAAGUUGCUGAAGAUUCUGGGAUUCUAAGGAAUGCAUCAGUUGUAUUGCCUCCAGCAGGCUCGAAUCGAUUAAUGCACACGUCUUUUGAGGAUACCAUCGAGGUGCUAAGCUCAGAGGAUAUUCAACAAAACCAAGCAGAAUCAUUGGACCAUCCUCAAGUUGUUAAAGGAACGGAUAAUAUACUGCUGCCGUCGGCUCAAGACAGUAGUAGCAGCUAUAUGGAGGAGCUGCGCAUGCAAACACCAACUCCACCAUCAUCAGCCCUUGAGUUUGACGAGCAACCGAGCACCAGCAAAGCGGCUCGAGAAGCUCUAAUAUUGUCAAGCAUUCGGCAACAGAAGAAAGUGAAACCAAAUUCCAGACCAAAAAAAUCCACAGGAGACAAGAGUCUAUUUAAGAAACCGACCUUACCGGCACCAAGAGUUAGUAAAAGGGCUUCAAGCUUAAGCAGAGAGUUGCAAAAUCUACGCAUAACAACAGGAGAUCAGACGUUGCCACCGCUGAACGAUGAAACAGACACUAAUGAUGUAACAAAUGGAGUACGCAAAUCAAAACGCGGCCAAGUUCCACUGCGCAACACAUGGGUUCACAGCGUUAGUGAGCCCUUCAAGGCUACAUUUUUUGAGCGCGCGAUUAUCGACUCCAGUGUGCGAAAGCGCAAGGGAAAGUCGAAAUCAGACCAAAGCACUCGUAGCAGUACGACGCAUAAUGAGAAUACAUCUUCGACUUCGCGCGGCCAUACAAGGCCGCUAAAGCGUAAGCGGCAACCCGAAGAAGACUUUGGAGAAUCGGGAAUUUCGCCACUGCCUGAAAUAAUUGAAGAAGAGGAGGGGCAAGAAACAGAACACAACAGUCCUAAAUCAAGUGUAAUAGAAAAUGAAAUGGCCCGAAAGAGAAGUCGAUGCCAAACAUUAAAAUCAGAUUCAGUCACUGAAUGCGAAGUUGCAGCAGAAGCUGAACCCGCAGUCCAAGCAGAAGCCUUACAAUUACCUGAGCAAAUGGAGUCUGGAGAAGAGCUGGUGUCUGAGCCGCCUAGGUUGGAUGCGUCCCAAACACAACUCCUGCAGAUGGCAAACUUUCUACGCGGAGUUGAGAUGGCACCGGAGGCUGAAGUUAUUGCGGGAAAUGUGUGUGACGACAGUAUAAUACGCUUUACAUCUGUGAGUGACUUGAAGUUCAUUAAUUUGGAUGGCAUUGAAUACAGCUUCUAUAAAACAGAGGAAUUGUGGGGCAUGGGCUACAUGCGUUUCCAGCCACUGCAAGCGCGCGGCAUGAAGCGCAACAAGACUAAUACCUUGCGUUUUCUUUCGCUCGUUGGGGAGUUUGUUGUUGAGGUGCAGAAAGACUCAGAAAACUUACAGACAUACGUCUUGAAAUCGGGUGAUUUCAUUGAGAUUAAAAUAGGCAGCCGUUUUAAUAUCAAAAACAACUUGAACGAAAUCAGUUUACUGAUUGUGAAUCGUAAGUGAAUGGUAGUUAUGUAUGCUUGUAUUUACAUCAACAUAUUCACUUAACUUCCACCAAUCAAAAGAGAGAUAUCCAGAAAAUACACAUAAA
Molecule: messenger RNA, 3087 nt
Organism: Drosophila navojoa
Lineage: Eukaryota; Metazoa; Arthropoda; Insecta; Diptera; Drosophilidae
Gene: Cenp-C
Product: Centromeric protein-C
Source: RefSeq, a predicted model, not a curated record